GCCCAUCUGCACGGUUAUAUCAGCGAGAGAAACACAAGGGAGCUUGUGAACACUGUCACUUUCAAAUGACAGGGACAUGUACUGACUAGACUGAAGAGCUGAAAAUAAUAGUCUCGUUUGCAGCCAGUUUACACACAGAAACAAUUGAUCGUGGUGGAUUAUAUUUUUCAAAAAAUAAGAUUAUGGAGGAAUCCAGUUCCGAAAAACUGGGGUGCGAUGGGAGCGCUAAAGCUGUGCAACAGUGCUUGACGGAUAUAUUCACCAGCGUCUAUACAACUUGUGACAUUCCAGAAAAUGCCAUUUUUGGACCUUGUGUUUUGAGUCACACUUCACUGUUUGACAGUAUUGCUUUUAUUGCUCUUAAAUCCACGGACAAGCGAACAGCACCCUAUAUAUUCAGGGUGGACACUUCUACAGCUAGCGGAUCAUCCGACAGUUUAAUGUGGCUGAGACUAGUCCAGUCGGCGAGGAACAGCGAGGAGCAGAACCUGGAGGCCUACGUGAAGAACGGACAGCUCUUCUAUAGGUCUCUGAGAAGGAUUGAGAAGGACGAGGAGCUGCUGGUGUGGUACGGAAAAGAUCUGGUCGAGCUGUUGCUUCUCAGCUCCGGCAAAGCGGAGGUGAAACACAAAGUUUUAGGGUCCCCACCUUAUCUAUGUCCAGACUGCAACCAGCGCUUCCAGUUUGAGUUCCCCUUCGCGGCACAUCUGCGAUUUCGUUGCUCUCGGAAGCCACAAAUCAACGGUGUGGACGAGGUUUCUAAAGACAAUGGCGGCAGUACGAGUCCCACGUCCACACCGUCGAGCCCCAAGAUGAGCAGAGGAGGACUGGAGGGCCAUUCCAAUUCACAGGAUGUAAAGCCUGCCACAGACUUUCACAAUUUAGCCAGGGACAUGGAGAAUAACCGGACAUGCCCCCCAAGUGACAAGGAGGCCGAGGUGCGGAGUAAAAGCGUCAGUAAGAGGAAAACCUCAGACAUGGAGGAAAGCAGAGCUGCUGGUUUGUCUCGGUCCCACAUGUCAAAGGACGACGCGGAGAUCAUGGCUCCACGAUACAUGCCGGCAUAUACUCUAGGAGAGAACAGACAGGCUUUUUCUUCACCGAGCCCUGAGCCCACUGAGGGAAAGAGGAGCGCCUUCACAGAAGUGAAGAAGAGCCAGAUGCAGGGCCAGAAGCAGGGCACCAAGAACCUGAGCUUCAACACCGAGAACAAAGAUGGCAGCAGGCCCAGUGGGAGCCCCCCGGAGAAACAUGCGCACAUCCGGCCGGUUCUGAUGGAGACUCAGCCCCAUUCUCGCAUGGACGACUCUUCUGUGGGCAGUGCUUUCAUGUCCGUGACCCAGCAGAUCACCAGUUCGGAAAGGAAAAGCGCCUUCAGCCAACCGACGCGCUCCUUCUCGCAGCUCUCCCCUCUGAUGAUGACCCCCAAACUCCUCCCCACGGUAGACUGCCACCCCGGCGUGGGGGACACCAUGUCACCCACUCGAAUGUACCAGUCCGACCCGCUAGCCGCUAAGCUGCAGAGUUCAGAACUGCUACAGAGCACCCUCCCCAAGCACAGCCCCUUUAUUUACGCCACGGCCUUCUGGCCUAAGACGUCCGGACCGAUUCAGAUGCAGAUGCCCUCUGCGCUCACCCUCCUUCCCCCCACGUUCACCUCGCUCUGUCUACCUGCUCAGAACUGGUGCGCCAAAUGCAACGCCUCCUUCCGCAUGACGUCUGACCUGGUGUACCACAUGAGGUCUCACCACAAGAAGGAGUUCUCCAUGGAGCCCCUGGUGAAGCGGCGGAGGGAGGAGAAGCUGAAAUGCCCCAUCUGUAAUGAGUCCUUCCGAGAGCGACACCAUCUCUCACGCCAUAUGACGUCCCAUAACUGACAGCUUGUUCACAGUCUUGGACAGGGGAUCGCGGUUUUUCUGUGUUUUGUUUUGGGAAUAUGAUCAAACUGGAGGUAUAUCCCUGAUGCACAUGCUUUCACUUUAAAAAAAAAAGAAUCUUUCCUUACCAGAUGUCAUGUUUUAAGGUAUGCAAAUUGCAUUUUGACAAAAGAAAUCUAUUUAUUGCAUAGAGCACUUAUAAUUUGGUUAAAAAAGGGAAACAAAUGAUUACACUUGUUUUACUAUAAAGAAAAUAAACAAACAUGGAAUUACGUUACAAUGCUUUUAUUAUUUUUCAGGCUUAUACAAAAUGGUUAUACAUAUUUAAGUCAAAUGGGAUUCUUACAUCAAUCUAUAUUUGAAAGUGCAUGUAAUUUAUUUAAUAGAUAUGGAUUUAAAUUGCAGUCUUCAGUGUAAAUAACUACUGCUUUGACUGAACCGUGUAAUAUUUUGUGUCAGUGAGGAAUAAUUUAGUUACUUUUUUUCUGAAAUUACCUGAGGGUUUAUCUAAUGUGGUGAAUGCUUUGACAAUAAAAUAGCUUUAUUUUCAUCCAAA
Brienomyrus brachyistius is the source of this 2433-nucleotide messenger RNA. Its product is annotated as PR domain zinc finger protein 8-like. The transcript has 4 exons. Gene Ontology annotation, cellular component: nucleus. Gene Ontology annotation, biological process: regulation of DNA-templated transcription. The record is from RefSeq and is a predicted model, not a curated record. NCBI's taxonomy places the organism in Eukaryota, Metazoa, Chordata, Actinopteri, Osteoglossiformes, Mormyridae. The coding region runs from base 183 to 1877 and encodes 564 amino acids. Gene Ontology annotation, molecular function: protein binding.